AUGUCCAAAUCACACCCAGGAACACUGCAUGAAUAUGCGCCCAAGCUAGUCGCCUUUGAAUUCACCAGCUCCACAUCCCGAAAACCACACAGUCUCAUCUUCAUCGGCGGCCUGACAGAUGGCCUUUGCACCGUCCCCUAUGUAGCACCCCUCGCCGCCGCCCUCGAACCAACCGACUGGUCCGUCUUCCAGGUCCAGCUCUCCUCCUCCUUCGGUGGCUGGGGCAUAGCCAGUCUCGACAAGGAUGUCGAGGAGAUCGCGAAAUGCAUCGACUUCGUCCGCACCCUCAAGGCCUCGUCCGCCUCGGCAUCGGCACCAGGGAAGAUCGUCAUCAUGGGCCAUUCGACUGGAAGCCAGGAUGUGUUGCACUACCUUUAUACUCAGGGAAACCGUCCUGUAGUCGACGGUGCGAUCCUGCAAGCGCCAGUGUCCGAUCGUGAAGCCCUGCUGGCGGAGACGCGCAAGCCAGGCGAUGUGGGUGCCGAGGCAAAGGGCUCAUGGGAGCAGCUGGUUUCACUGGCGCGCCAGGCUCCCGUAGGCGAUAUCAUUCUACCCUUGAAUCUGAGCAGCAAGGUUGGCUUGCCGCCUGACCCUGUCAGUGCGCGGCGGUUCUUGAGUCUAGCAAGUCCAGAUAGUCCUGGCAAGCCGGCAGAGGAUGAUCUGUUUAGCUCGGAUUUGACGGAUCAGCGGCUGCGCGAGACGUUUGGGGCUGUGGCAACGCGGGGGUUAUUGAGGUCCAAGCUGCUGGUGCUGUACUCGGGGAACGAUGAGUUUGCGGCGCCGUGGGUGGAUAAGGAGGCGCUGAUGGCGCGGUGGAGGGAGGCGACAGAUGCUGGGAAGGCUAGGACGUGGGAUCAGAAUAGCGGGAUCAUACCGGGGGCAAGUCACAAUGUCAAGGAUCAGGGGCAGGCUAAUCUUGCUGAGCGCAUUACUCGCUAUCUGAACGGUAUCUAG
Aspergillus udagawae is the source of this 954-nucleotide messenger RNA. RefSeq lists its product as uncharacterized. The record is from RefSeq and is a predicted model, not a curated record. Lineage: Eukaryota; Fungi; Ascomycota; Eurotiomycetes; Eurotiales; Aspergillaceae. The transcript has 2 exons. The coding region runs from base 1 to 954 and encodes 317 amino acids.